Molecule: messenger RNA, 2961 nt
Organism: Pelobates fuscus (common spadefoot toad)
Lineage: Eukaryota; Metazoa; Chordata; Amphibia; Anura; Pelobatidae
Product: gastrula zinc finger protein XlCGF26.1-like
Exons: 3
Coding region: 656-2344 (562 amino acids)
Biological process (GO): regulation of transcription by RNA polymerase II
Cellular component (GO): nucleus
Molecular function (GO): RNA polymerase II transcription regulatory region sequence-specific DNA binding; DNA-binding transcription factor activity, RNA polymerase II-specific
Source: RefSeq, a predicted model, not a curated record
GUAGCCCCAGAUCCCAGUAUUGGGCAAGUAGUGGGACCUCCUGCGGGUUAAUGCUGUAUAUGGAGGUAAAUAUAUUCCAAGUUAGAAAAGUGCAGAUAUCACCUGGAGUUCAUUUUCUAAGGAUUUCAUGUUCUGGGUCCUUUGGGCUCUGCUCUGUGAGGCUAAUUGAAUCCAUAUAGGGCUAGUGACGUCAGAGGGAGUAGUAGAGACAGUCCAAGGGCACUGGGAGAGGAGGGUUUGGUAUGUGUGGGCUCCUGGUCAGUUCUAUAUUGCUGUUUAUGAUAUGGAUGUCAUGUAUGUUGGAUCCACAUCUCCUCUAACAUUGGAGUUCUGUAGAAUUGCCCCCAGAGCUGACAGUCAGGCAGCUGGAAUUGUUUAGACCAGGUGUCCUGUUAAAGUUGGUUCCCCAUAGAGAUGUGUUACCUGAUCUCUCAGGAACCCACAUGUACACUGUCUGAAGAGGAUGCUGAGUGAAGACUUGCAAUCUAGCUAGCAGCCGAGGGUUUGACUGCUGAGUCCACUCAAAUGUGAGUUAUUUUUGAGCAGAAGUUAGCCCCUGUCUCAGGGGAUCAGAGGAGAACACAGCAGCUGUUUGUGUGGAACCCAGCAGAUCAGAAAUCUUCCAAGGAAGACUCUGAACAAUUCUGUAUGAAUUAUGGAUGAACUAUCAAUCAUAAAAGUUGAAUUGUCUCCAAAUCCCAUUUUGUCAGAUCAAGAGGAUACCAUUAUUGAAGAUGCAGACCAGCAUAACCAAGAAAUCCUCCAAGGGCAAAACCAUGAAAUUGAUAAAAUGUCACGUCAUUGCUCUGAAUCUAUCUGUAAACUAGACAAUUAUGAAAAUGGAAAGCACAAGCCUCAACAUUUCCGAAACCUAAAUGUUCACACAGAGGAGAAACCUUUUGUAUGUUCUGAAUGUGGGAAAUGUUUUCCCAGAAAGUCUAAACUUAUCAUACAUGUGAGAACUCACACAGGAGAGAAACCAUUUUCAUGCUCUGAAUGUGGGAAAGGUUUUCCUUCAAUGUCAAAUUUAAUUAAACAUGAAAGAAUUCACAGAGGUGUGAAACCAUUUUCAUGUUCUGAAUGUGGAAAAUGUUUUAUCACAAAGUCAGAGCUUGUUGUGCAUGAAAGAAUUCACACAGGAGUGAAACCAUUUGCAUGCUCUGUAUGUGGGAAACGUUUUACCACAAAAGCAUAUCUUAAUUCUCAUGAAAAUGUACACACUGGGGAAAAACUAUUUAAAUGCUCUGAAUGUGGGAAAUGUUUUAUCAGAAAGGCCGGUCUUAUCAAACAUAAAAGAAUACACACAGGUGAGAAACCAUUUGCAUGUUCUAAAUGUGGAAAGUGUUUUACAACAAAAUCAACUUUGAUUUUUCAUGAGAGAAGGCAUGUAGGAGACAAACCAUUUGCAUGUUCUGAAUGUGGGAAACGUUUUACAACAAAGCCAGAACGUAUCAAGCAUGAGAGAAUUCACACAGGUGAGAAAUUAUUUGCAUGUUCUGAAUGUGGAAAAAGUUUCACUACAAUGCAUGAACGUAUUAAACAUGAGAAAACUCACACUGGAGGAAAAUUGUUUGCCUGUUCUAAAUGUGGAAAAUGUUUUACCACAAAGUCAACUCUUAUUGAACAUGAAAGAAGACAUGCCGGAGACAAACCUUUUGCCUGUUCUGAAUGUGGAAAAUGUUUUACCACGAAGUCAGAUCUAAUGAAACAUGAAAGGAUUCAUACAGGAGACAAACCAUUUGCAUGUUCUGAAUGUGGGAAAUGUUUUACUACCCAGUCAUGCCGAAUGGCUCAUGAAAGAAUUCAUACAGGAUUAAAACCAUUUGCAUGUUCUCUAUGUGGGAAACACUUUACAACACAAUCUUAUCAAAUAGCCCAUGAAAGAACGCACACAGGAGAGAAGCCAUUUGCAUGUCCUGAGUGUGGGAAAUGCUUUAUUACAAAAUCAGCUCUCCUUAAGCAUAAAAGAACUCACACUGGAGAGAAACCAUUUGCAUGUUCUGAAUGCGGGAAGCGUUUUACUAGAAAGUCAUAUCUGAUUUCCCAUGUAACAAUGCACACUGGGGUCAAACCAUUUGCAUGUUGUGAAUGUGGUAAAGGUUUCACCAGCACGCAACACCUUCUUAGACAUCAGAGCACUCAUACGGGUGAAAAACCAUUUGAAUGUUCUGACUGUGGGAGAGGUUUUUCCAGAAUGUCAAGUCUUAUUUCUCAUGAGAGAUCUCACACAGGAGAGAAACCAUUUGAAUGUUCUGAAUGCGGAAAAUGUUUUACCAGAAAGUCAAAUCUUAAUUCACAUAAAAAAAGCCACAAAGAUGAGAAAUCAGUUGAAAGUGAUGAAUAAAUUAAACAAUUUAAAACAAAUUCAGGUCUUAGAUAUGUGGAAUGUCCCCACCUUGAGAAGAAGUAUUGCAUGUUCUGAAUGAAGGCACUGUUCUAUUUUUCAUAGUAAUAGUAUUUUUUUUUAUUUUUCAUGCACACAAGUUAAUUCAAAAAAAUUAAUUUAACAUUCAAGACGAAGUUAGAAUUUGAAGUUCUAGAACACAGUAGCCAGAUUGGAAAUAUUCUCCAAGUCACCUAUGUAUUCAGGCCGACUGUUUUGGCUCAAAGUUUUAAUAUUUACAUUGAAUCUAUGACAAUUCAAACUUAAGUGAAUAAACCAGAUACUGAUGCUUGUAAAUGGAAGGUCCACAAUGUCAUUAUGCUGAUGUUUAUCUCAACAGGAAAAGACGUGUAUGGAAAUUUGAAAUGUAUAGUUAUCACAUGCCUUGGAAGCACAAGGUGUGUACACGCUGUUAAUAUAUGUGUACUUGACUAUAUUGUUUACUUGCGUGAUUCUCGACUUCAUUGUCUGUAUUUCACCUUGCACAUCAUGCUGAUUAUUUUAAUAUUUCAAAAUAUAGAUUUAUUAUAACUGAGUAAUUCUCCAUAGCCUAAUAAUACAUACUAUACAAUAUGUAU